Molecule: messenger RNA, 955 nt
Organism: Rhodamnia argentea
Lineage: Eukaryota; Viridiplantae; Streptophyta; Magnoliopsida; Myrtales; Myrtaceae
Exons: 1
Coding region: 127-873 (248 amino acids)
Source: RefSeq, a predicted model, not a curated record
AUCUUGAUAAGUACCCGUCUCUCUCUCUCUCUCAUCUUCCAACCCAAUCUCCAAAUUCAUUCUAUCAAAAACCACAUCAUUUCAUUUCAGUUCAGUUCAGUCCUACCAGCGGAAAAUCCAUAUCAGAUGCUCAGUUCAUUCAUCUGUGGCACUUUUCAUCCUGAAGAAGGAGAAGAUGAUGAGCCCCACUGGAACAACUUCCCUAGAUCCCCAGGGAAAUCCAGGAGGCACAGCUUGCUCCGGAGGAGCAACAACAGCAGCUAUAUUGGCAAGAAGAACAAGAACCCGUAUGCGAACCGGGGGCUCGACAAGUUCUCGGCCCUCGUGGCCGACCUCGAGGAGAAGAGGAAGGAGAUAUACCUGCAGAGCGGGUCACAGGACAUAGCCUUCGUCCGGUUCGUCUCGUCGAGUUCAGACGGUUUCGUGCCGGUUGUCGUGAAGUCGAAGGAUCAUCAGCAUCAUCAUCAUCAUCACCACCAUCAUCAUCAGAACAAGGAGAAGAAGAAGAAGGCAGAGAGGAGCGAGGUGACGAAGGAGAUUGCGAGCGCAGCCCGCGAUUCGGAAACCAUGGUCAAGCCUCCAGAGGAGGCGAAAGCAGUGGAUGAACCCGAGGUGGAAUUGAAUGAGGAGGCAAAGAGGAAGAAGAGCUUCUCGUGGAGGAGACCAUCUUGCUACGUGCCUCUGGCAAUGAUCAUGAUCUUGCUGUUGCUGGCUUUGUUCGAGAGGUCAUUCGCAAUCGUGUGCACUUCCAUUGGGUGGUACAUGGUUCCUGCACUGAGAGAAAGGAGCUCAACUGUAGUGAACAAGAAGAAGAUGGAAAAAUCUUCUCCUCCCAAGAGCAAUAACAGUGAAGAAAAUGGCAGGACGCAAUGACAUGGGCGCUGUAAAAGCUGGUGAAGACGACCAAACUUCCUUGAUCUACUCUGUAAUUCGAUUUAACAGUUUAGUCCCCUUU